GUAACCUCUCUUUGGAUCCUCUCGGCUUUGCUCAAAGGUGGUGGCACCUUAUAGCUUCAAGACUUUUCUCUAUCUCUGCAGAUACUAUCGGUGGGCAUAGUGGUGGUGGCAGCAGGUGGUGGUAUAAAGCUAAAGGAUGGGACCAGGAGGACCAGGAGGACCAGGAGGACCAGGAGGCCCUGGGCCUGGUUGGGGUCCUGGACCUGGUGGACCUGGGCCUGGUUGGGGCCCUGAUCCUGGUUGGGGUCCUGGUCCAGGUUGGGGGCCUGGGCCUGGUUGGGGACCUGGUGGCUUCUUUGGUGGUAUUGGAAAUGGUUUGUGCAGCUUAAUUUCUUCUUGCUUCUACUUCUGCUGCUGUUGCUGGAUGCUGCAAGAGUGCUUUGGUGGGCCUCGAGGACCCUACGGCCCACCUGGGCCUGGUGGACCUCUCUACUGAUCCAGUGUUCCUGCUUGUGUUGUGUAUGAAAAACAGCGGUGUGAUCAGAUCACUGAUUGCCCGUUUCAUAAAAGAAGAUCUAGUUUCAAUUUACUGGUAUGAAGUAUGAACUAAUGAACUGCCACAUGGAGAUUGUGAAAGGCAAAUACGGAUUCAGUUGCUGCACUUUAAUUUUAUCUACCCUUCAUGCCUCUUAAAAUAUGUCUUUAAUCAAUCUGUUUAGUAUGAUGUCUUUUCGAUAUCAUAGUGGAACCCUAAUUUGUAUUAUCUACCGAUUUUCGUUCUUUAACACAUCUUUCAUGUGAAAUUUUA
This is a messenger RNA of Nelumbo nucifera (sacred lotus), 748 nucleotides long. The record is from RefSeq and is a predicted model, not a curated record. NCBI's taxonomy places the organism in Eukaryota, Viridiplantae, Streptophyta, Magnoliopsida, Proteales, Nelumbonaceae.